UAGUAUCUCUCGGGUCAUACCGAUGAAAAUGGCCGAAGCAGGUUGUGGGCAAGGGUUUUAGGUUGAAGGGCGAGAUUGGAAGUGGAACAUUUACAGUUGGCGGAGAAGAAACAGUAAAGUGAAAAUGGGGAGGAGAAUAUUGAAUGACGCAUUGAGGACAAUCGUGAAUGCAGAAAAGAGAGGCUUUGCUUCUGCUGAGCUCAAACCCGUCUCCAAUGUUAUUUCUAAUUUCCUCCAAAUCAUGAAAUAUCGAGGUUAUAUUAAGGACUUUCAAGUACAUGAUCCUCAUAGAGUUGGUAAGAUAACUGUUCAACUGCUUGGAAGGGUCAAUGAUUGUCGAGCUCUCACCUAUAGACAGGAUAUCAAGGCUGCAAGCAUUGAGCAAUAUAAAACACGCGCCCUACCAACUCGUCAGUGGGGAUAUGUUGUAAUUACAACACCAAAUGGAGUUUUGGAUCACGAAGAAGCUCAGCGGCAAAAUGUGGGUGGACAAGUUAUUGGCUACUUCUAUUGAACACGUUAAAACAUGGCUCAAAGUUGCCAAGAGUAUUGUUUUACUGUCAUCUGUUUUGUACAUUGUGGCUUGUUGCUAGCAAGGAGGAUUCAUACAAUCAAGCAGCUUUCCUUUCCCGACGCCCUAGAUGAAAGUGAAUUUUCCUUUAAUAGGGAAUAAAACAUUAGAAUUCCUGUUAAAUUUCUUUCUUUGAAUCGUACUAAGCAGCAGAUGCUCUAUUUAGCUGUACUUAUGAGCUUUCGAUGACAUUUGGGUUGAGACUUUCGAGUCAAAAGGUUUCUUGGUGAU
This is a messenger RNA of Nicotiana tabacum (common tobacco), 802 nucleotides long. Its product is annotated as small ribosomal subunit protein uS8mz. The record is from RefSeq and is a predicted model, not a curated record. Gene Ontology annotation, cellular component: ribosome. Gene Ontology annotation, biological process: translation. Gene Ontology annotation, molecular function: structural constituent of ribosome. Lineage: Eukaryota; Viridiplantae; Streptophyta; Magnoliopsida; Solanales; Solanaceae.